Messenger RNA from Varroa destructor (honeybee mite), 3602 nucleotides. RefSeq lists its product as uncharacterized. NCBI's taxonomy places the organism in Eukaryota, Metazoa, Arthropoda, Arachnida, Mesostigmata, Varroidae. The record is from RefSeq and is a predicted model, not a curated record. Gene Ontology annotation, cellular component: transcription regulator complex; nucleus. Gene Ontology annotation, molecular function: RNA polymerase II cis-regulatory region sequence-specific DNA binding; DNA-binding transcription factor activity, RNA polymerase II-specific. Gene Ontology annotation, biological process: regulation of transcription by RNA polymerase II.
UGCGUGUGUAUGUGUGUGUGCAAGUGUGUGAAUGUCUUUCUACGCUGCGCUGCUUUAGCCAAGCUCUGCUGUGUCUAGCGCUGUAAAUGUGCGCGUCUAUAGCUGACUGUAAUAGCGUUGUAUGUGUAUAUGUGUACGUAAGUGUCUGCCGUCAAACGAAGAACGAGCCGACUAACUAAACGAACGAACGCGAGCGAACUGCCGACGGACGUAAGCCGCGUUGCUGCUGCUGCGGUUGUUGCUGCUCGUGCGACUACCACGGGAGGCUCUUCGUUCAGCGUUUCCCGCUAGGACGACCCCUGCUGCCUCUGUAGUUGAACUGCGCGCCGGCGCCGUCAGAUCUGCAACUGAAACGGAUUCGAAACGAGGCCGACAUCGGGAACGAACGGCAAACCACUGGCGGACAGUGAACACAUCAUGACCCACUGCUAUGCGCUAUGAGUCGUUCGCUACGAAACGAACAAAACGAUCGUAAACACGCCAGAGCGCAGCGUUCGAGCAGAUACACAGCGGCAGGAUUUACGAGUAACACAAAUAUAUAAUAAUAUUGUUGUGUAUUGAUAUAGGAUGUUCCGGCGAAAAGGAAAAGAGGACGAUAUCUUGGAUCCAAUUUGACUCAAUAUCGAAGGUGGCCCUAUGGCAAUGUACAGUGAACGAUACUAAUUGGAGUUGGCAUUCUGUAAGAAGAAGUGAAAGUGUACGUUUUUGCAUUGAUCCUGCUGGUGGUCCCUCAGUAGAGUACAGAGCAGAUAAAGACCCGGAAUAGAUCAAGGUAAGGCGCGGGCAGCACGACGUUCUCAUAGUCCGGAAGAGAGCGCAAUACCACCGCAGUGCACGGCGAUCAACGACGACAGUGGCAGCCGCUCGCUUCAAGCAGCUGAUUGAACUGGCCCAAUGAUUAACAACUGAUCAGUUAGGCUCUCCUCGUGGUGAGGUAGCUACAGUGAGAAUGUACCCGGCAGUUCCGGAUCGCUCGCGCAGUAACACUCCAACGAAGACCGAAUUAGAGGUGCGUUGAAGACUGGCGAGGGUUGUGUCAUACACGCGGCGCUCACAGCUAUAAUAACUAUGCCUAUAUGUAUGUUUGUAUGUGAAUGUGAAUUUGUGUGUCUUGGAAAUAGGGGCUGGAUUUGAUGACGAAGUGGGAUUAUGUACUGUGAUGAAUAACUUCGGUUUCCUAUCAGAAGCAAUCGAUAAAUUGGCACGAGCUUUUUUCGAGCUUCAGAUGCUAAUAUAGGCUAGAUGGACAUCGCAACGACGUUAAAGCUAUCACUGAUCGAUUGGAAAUUCACACAAACGAACAAAAUUAUACUACUAUCGUCUUCGAAAGUGAGAUGGACGUAAAUGAAUUGGUACAGCAUACGAAAAAAAUAUAGCUUUUUAUGCAGAGAGUGACGCGGUUCAUCUUCGUUACAAGUAACCGUUUUGUAGAAAAGCUUCUGAGGACAACAGAGAAGAGCUAGCCCCGGACCACUCAUCAAGGUUAUCGACGCGAUAUGGAUGAUUCGGGUUCGAAUUCGCCGCCGCCCACAAUGAUUCCAAGCGUUUAUCGUGACCAUCCUCCGCGGAGAUCCGUCUCCCCGGAAGGCGGCUCGUCAAAAGGCAGAUCAACACCAAGCUCUCCAGUGUCAUCGGGAUGUCUCCCAUCGGCCAGGUACCCAGGAGUGCCUGCGUUCAUGCUCAAUGGCGGUCAACUAGCUAACCGCUAUUCGAUGUUGGCCGCCCAACAACGCUUUCAACUUGAACAACCUCCUGCGGCGCAGAGUCGAGGCAACUCCCCGCCAGGAAUCGCCUCCGACGUUGCCGCUUCCGACUGCCGUUUGAUCGACUACCGUGGAGCGAAAGUGGCAGCUUUCAGCGUUGCAGGCGAAUACCUGCUGUGUCUUCCGCAAGCGUUCGAUUUAUUCCUUAAACACCUCGUCGGUGGUCUUCAUACAGUCUAUACGAAGCUUAAAAGAUUAGACAUCACGCCAAUCGUGUGCAACGUAGAACAAGUGCGCGUCCUUCGAGGGCUGGGAGCAAUCCAGCCAGGUGUAAACCGAUGCAAGCUCUUGUCGUGCAAGGACUUUGACGCACUCUACAAAGACUGUACGACCGCAAGAUCAGCGAAUCGAAUGUGGAACGCAGGACUGAUGGGCGGUGUCGGAUCGCCGCCGGCGCCCGGCGGUCAUCCGGGGUCUCAUCUGGCGUCAACUCCCAACAACAGUAACAGCAUAAAUACCAACAACGUCAACACCGCUAGCAACAACAAUGGAGCAACAACACCUGCCGGCCAUGUCUCGUUACAGCACAGCAUGCUUCAGAACAGCAGCAGCGGUCAUAGGCUGCCGCAUUCGUCAAUAUCUUCUCUCAAGCGAAGUUUAAGCCCUCCACUCAUCCCCAAUGGACUUGUGCCUAAGAAAAGUCGAGAUGAACACCUUUUUGAACUCAACGGUCAUGGAGACCCGUCGAAAAUCUCGUUGAUGAGUCCACAACAACAGCAGGCCAUUGCCGCCGCCCAGCAUCUGCAGCUGCUCUCCCAGCUCCAUCCGCAACUGCAGAGUCAGCUUCAGGGUCAAUUGGGCCAGCUGCAGGGUCAGCUUCCCCCGAGUCUUCAGCAGCAACAACAGCAGGCCCUGCUCAACGCCGUCGCGCUGGCUGCCAAUCGUGGUCAACUUGCCACUCAGCAUCAUUCCGCGACAAACAGUCUCGCGCCCGCUGCCGUUGCUGCCGCCGCCGCUGCUGCAGCGGCAGUCGCCCACCAACAGAGUUCCGCGCACCAUCAUCACACAGCCGAACCACAGCAGCAACAGUCGCCGAACUGUACCAGCUCAUUGAAAGACAAACUGAGUCUGGAGAAUCGGCUUCAGCAAGCGAAGGAUUCACCGUCAUCCAGCCGGAGUGCAUCUGAGCCCCCAGCUCUCAAUUUGACUAGCUCAGUUCAGAGAGAGCAUCCACGAGAAUCAAGAGAACGACGCGACAGUGGUAGCAGCUCGGGCCAUGACGAAGGACCCGAGACAGGCUCCCUUGGAGCCCUCAAGGUCAAGUUGGAGCAACAGGCAAUUCUACAGCUACAACAGCAACAGCAGCUUCAUCAAAAUAACCAUAGCGCGCGGCUUGGAAUAGAGACAUUAGAUAGCCUUUCUGGUGGGGAAAGUAGCGCCUCAACAGGCGGUCAAUCUGUUGAAAGCUUGUUGAAGAAUAUUCAGGCCCUUCUACGGCUCGCAGCCGACACAGCACGUGAAUAUGAAAAAAGAACUCUGUUCGAAAAAACUCAGCUCAAGCUUGAAAUCCAAAAAGAAAAGGAUUCGAGGGCGCACCUAGAGAAACAACUUGAUGAAGCCACAAGGUUAAGAGAAGUUUACCAAAGAAGACUGAAAAAGGAACGCCGCUGUAGACGAGCAAUAGAGGAAGCGCUUGAGAAGAAAUCUGAUGAUCAUAACAAACUGUUUCCUGCUACGACCAGUAGCAGCAGCAGCAACAGCAACAACAACAACAACAGCAACAAAAACAACAACAGAAAUGCCGAGACCCCAUUCGAUGACGAAGACGAAGCAGCAUUGGAUACGACGAAACUUAGUACUGAUGAUUCGCCACCUGCCAAGGGCUUAACCGUACAAUGA